AUGUCGCGGCAUGCCUUCUGUGAUCCACGCUGGCAGUUCUACUGGUUUGAAUCGUCACAAAUCAAUAAGUUGAGCGGGUGCUGCGAGCAAACUUAUGCCCCAGAAGCAGUGCCCGCUGACUCGCGAUGUGGCACUGCCAAAAAAAAAACCUUGGCUUACCUCUGCAAGUUGACUGUGCCAACUAGCAAGGCUAAGUGCCUGAAUGCGGAGGGAAAUUGCGUGCGAGCGAAACCCAGUGUCGUUGACUAUCCCUGCAAAGACGAGCUGAAGGUCUGCCACAAAUCUGGACCCCAGAUAGCCGAGACCCUGGUCUGCUCACCUGUCGAUGAGUGCGACGUCAUGGAGAACGUGGAAACGAAGGUUCUGCCUCCACAGGAGGUGCAAGAAAACGCCAAGACGAAACAGCCCAAAGCUGUUGUCGUAAAGUCGGAUAAACCUACGUUAGUGAAGAAGUCGGCAGCCGUCCAUAGGAAACGCCAAGAAUGGGUUUCACAACCAUUACCACCUUCACCAUCAUUACCUCCUCCUCCUCUUCAUCCACAACCUCCUAUUCCCCCUUCACAGAAGCCUAACUUCUUCCACUCCUCCGCUUUCCACUACAGCAACCUUCGACGCCAGGCGAAUUUGGACUUUAGCGCCUGCCUACCGAGGUGCAACAAUGGUCUGGUUGAUUUAGGCGAGUCGUCAAGGCAACGCCUUGAACUCUACAGACGGUACAGCCAACGGUGUUUGUGCAAGACGGACAGGAAUCCCUUCAACCAAGGACCUCGCUACUGUGGGCUGACAACCCAGUCGUGGAGCAGCGACUCCUCCUACAGGUGCCAACACUCGACUAAUCCCUGCGUCAAAACCUGCACUCCAACUUACUGCCAACCGGCGCCUUUAAUGCUUCAAAAGACCUGCAAUCACAAGCCGCACCUGCGUGACAAUUGCUGCACAAUUGUGCACUGCUUUCCCAGCCAGAUUUUAACUAUGCCAGUUGGAUGCUUUCCUUCGUUUCGACGGAAAUUGAAGAAAAUUAAGAAGGGAGCCCCUUUACUAAAGAAGGAAGACGCCAACAAAGACGGAGACGCAACAGAGACUAACAAAAAUGCCGAAAACCAGCUAAACGACGGUUGUAAACUUGCGCCUCAAUCGACAGGUGCGUCGGACAAGGAGGCGAAGGAACCAAAAGCGGACGUAGGUGAGACCAAGGAGGACAUAAAUUUCAAACAGUGCACGGGUCAGGAAGCAGAAAAGCAGUUAUCGAAAAAGAAUGAGAAAAUUAUGGAAUCAAACGAAACGCAACCCCGGGUAAAUGGCUACCAGGAAAAUGACUCAAUGAGACUUGUUCCACAGCCAAAUAACCUACCGUGCAGUGGGCACGUCUCUGAGAUGGAGGCAGAAAGAGGUGUGAAACAUGAACGCGAUGAAUCACUUCUAAAUCAAGGAUGCGCACCAAAUGAUUCCGAAGGAUCGCAAGUCGAUUUGCAUUCAUCGCAUGUACCGCUGGCUCCAGCUGCUUCCCCUAAAAUAGACGUGAUGAGGGGUGAAGAGGAACACCAUGAACCUCCUCCGCCUCAGCAGGAUGCUCCAUGUGAUGCUGGAACCGCAGAAGAGGAGCACAUGGCCGGUGAGCACGAAGAUCAUCACGAGGACAUUGUUCCAGCAGACGUUUCGUUGGGUGAAUGUGCAGCUCCUGAAGUGCAGAUGGUGAGCAGUGAAGAGGAACACCAUGAACCUCCUCCUCCUCCACCUCAGCAAGAUGCCCCGUGUGAUGUUGGAACCGCAGAAGAGGAGCACAUGGCCGGUGAGCACGAAGAUCAUCACGAGGACGUUGUUCCAGCAGACGUUUCGUUAAGUGAAUGUGCAGCUCCUGAAGUGCAGAUGGUAAGUUGUGAAGAGGAACACCAUGAACCUCCUCCUCCUCCACCUCAGCCAGAUGCCCCUUGCGAUGUUGGUACCGCAGAAGAGGACCACAUGGCCGGUGAGCACGAAGAUCAUCACGAGGACAUUGUUCCAGCAGACGUUUCGUUGGGUGAAUGUGCAGCUCCUGAAGUGCAGAUGGUGAGCAGUGAAGAGGAACACCAUGAACCUCCUCCUCCUCCACCUCAGCCAGAUGCCCCUUGCGAUGUUGGUACCGCAGAAGAGGACCACAUGGCCGGUGAGCACGAAGAUCAUCACGAGGACAUUGUUCCA
This is a messenger RNA of Mesocestoides corti, 2178 nucleotides long. The record is from the annotation of a GenBank genome assembly. Lineage: Eukaryota; Metazoa; Platyhelminthes; Cestoda; Cyclophyllidea; Mesocestoididae.